AUGUCUUCUCCCCAAGACAUCGAGGCUCCCGCUGUGGAUGAGAAGAAGAUCGCCAUCGUCUCGGACCAGGAUCAAUCCGACACCACCAGCGAGCGCAAUGGCGAGACCGACCUCGUCGCCGUGGAAGGCCAAUACACAAAGGAGGAAUACCACAAGCUCAAGAGAAAGGUCGACAAGUACCUCCUCCCCCUGAUGUGGAUAUGCUACGGCAUCCAGCAAACCGACAAGACGGCGCUCGGCACCCAGGCCAUCUUUGGUCUUCGUCAAGACACAGGACUAAAGGGCCAGGAAUACAGCUGGCUCACAACAAUCUUCUACAUCACAUACAUGUGCUUCGAAUUCCCGAGCAAUAUCGUCCUCCAGCGCUACAAAAUGGGCCGCACCCUCUCCGUCUACAUGAUCUGCUGGGGCAUCAUCGUCCUCUGCAUCGGCUUCGCCCAGAACUUCACCCACCUCAUUGUCCUCCGCGCGCUGCAGGGCGCGUUCGAGUGCUGCAUCUCGCCCGGCUUCAUGUUGCUGGUCGGCACGUGGUACAAGACGCGCGAGCACGCCUCGAGGUCUCUCGUCUUUCAGAGCGCGAAUGCUGGGUUUGGGGUCAUUGCCUCGCUCAUCAUGUACGCUAUCGGCGCGUCGACGCAGCAUAAGGAGGGGGCUCAGCCGUGGAGGUAUAUUUCGUUUUUCUUGGGUAGCUUGACGACUGCCAUUGGCUGUCUUUGUCUGUUCCUCCUUGGUACGCCGUCCGAAGUGAGGUGGUUGACCCAGGCUGAGAAGGACAUGGCGAGCGCGCGCAUAAUCUCCAAUAAUACCGGUCACGAUCGCACCGCAAUCAAGGGGUGGAAGUGGAAGCAGGUCGGCGAAUGCUGUCGCGAUCCCAUCUUCUGGUUCGCCGGCGUGAAUGCCUUCCUGAGCUCCGUCCCUAACGGCGGUCUCACCACCUUUGGCAGCAUCAUCAUGACUUCCUUUGGCUUCAACAACCUCCAAACCAUCCUCAUCGACAUCCCCCGAUCCGUAAUGUCCGUCAUAAUCUUUAUCUGCGUCGGCCUCCUCACCAGCAAAAAAGCCAACCUCCGCCUCUGGAUCAUGGCAACCUCCGUCCUGCCCCCCUUCGCAGGCUUCCUCGGCAUGUCCCUCCUCCCCAAUGACCCAGCAAUCAAGUGGACCAAAUGGGGCUGCUACUUCAUCACCGUGCCCUUCGUCCUCGGCCUCUUCCUCGCCUGGACCCUGAUCCCGAGCAAUAUUGCCGGCCGCACCAAGCGCACCAUGACGUCCAGCUUCACCUUUGUCGGGUACUGCGUGGGUAACAUGGUCGGCAGCCAGAUCUUCAAGGCGCAGGAUGCGCCAAAGUACACCCCUGGAACGAUUGGGUGCGCGAUCUGCUUUGGAAUUCAGUUUGCGUUGAUUUUGACGUGGCGGUUUGUGUUGGUGAGGAGGAAUAAGCAGAGAGAUGCUGCUAUGGCUGUUGAUGGAUUGACUGUGGAGGAGAGAGCGAAGAGGGGUAAGGAGCUUGGGGAGCAGGAUUACACCGAUUUCGAGAACCCUUAUGUGAGUAGACCUGGUCUGAUUCGUUGUAGUCUCUUUGCUGACAUCGAACCCGCAGUUCCGUUACACACUCUAGAAUACCCUUGGGUGGAAUACAGUCCAUUUUCAUUCAGGUCAUAG
This is a messenger RNA of Colletotrichum abscissum, 1659 nucleotides long. RefSeq names its product major facilitator superfamily transporter. Gene Ontology annotation, cellular component: membrane. Gene Ontology annotation, biological process: transmembrane transport. Gene Ontology annotation, molecular function: transmembrane transporter activity. The record is from RefSeq and is a predicted model, not a curated record. The coding region runs from base 1 to 1659 and encodes 552 amino acids. NCBI's taxonomy places the organism in Eukaryota, Fungi, Ascomycota, Sordariomycetes, Glomerellales, Glomerellaceae. The transcript is spliced from 6 exons.